AGCCGCCCUUCGGCGGAGCCUCCAUCCCGUUGUCAGUGGCCGGAGCUCCGCAAUGGGAGCAUCGCUCCUUCCAGGUGAAGCGCAGCGCUGGCCCCUCCCGGGGGGGCUGUUUGUGGCCCCACAACCGACAACUCCCACCGGCUUCAGUCGGUCCCGGGGAACCGGGGGCUCCGACCGCAGCUCCCGGCCCCGCGGGGCGCUCAGGGGGGCGCGGGGCGUUCACACCGACCCUCGCUCCGCGGCGGCGGUUUGUGGGUGUGAGCGGAGCCGCGCUCGGUGUCGGCCCGUCGUUACGAAGCGGUUCCGACGGUCCGUCCCAGUUUCCUCCGGGGAAACGCGCGGCGCCGCGGGAGCCGCUUCGACCGGAGGCUGCAAGAUCAAAGCUCUGCGGGCCAAAACCAACACGUACAUCAAGACGCCAGUGCGGGGCGAGGAGCCGGUCUUCAUGGUGACGGGGCGGCGCGAGGACGUGGCCAUGGCGCGAAGGGAGAUCAUCUCGGCGGCCGAGCACUUCUCCAUGAUCCGCGCAUCGCGCAACAAGGCCGGCACCACGUUCGGCAGCGCGCCCACCUUGCCGGGCCAGGUCACCAUCCGGGUGCGCGUCCCCUACCGCGUGGUGGGGUUGGUGGUGGGCCCGAAAGGAGCCACCAUCAAGAGGAUCCAACAGCAAACCAACACCUACAUCAUCACGCCCAGCCGGGACCGAGAUCCCGUCUUCGAGAUCACCGGUGCACCGGGCAACGUGGAACGUGCGCGGGAGGAGAUUGAGACCCACAUCGCGGUGAGGACGGGGAAGAUCUUGGAGUACAACAACGAGAAUGAUUUCCUGUCCAGCAGCCCCGACUCCAGCAUGGAGAACCGCUACUCGGAGGCCUGGCGGGUGCACACGCCUGCGCCGGGCUGCAAACCGCUCUCCACCUUCCGGCAGAACAGCCUGGGCUGCAUCGGGGACUGCUCGGUGGACCCCGUCUAUGAGACGCCGCGGCUGAACGACCAAAACGACUUCAAUUACGGUUACCUCUUCCCCAACUAUGGCGUCAACAAGCAAGAUCUGUACUAUGGGGUGCCGGAGUCGGGCGCCCCGAUGUGGGCCGGGCAGGAAAACACCAACCCGGUCUCGGUGCUCUUCUCGAAGCAGCAGCGCUCCAGCAGCACCGGAGCCAUCCACCCCAACUCGCACCGCUCGCCGUCCUCUUCCAUCCAGGAGCCCAACCUCUCCGCCCUGCCCCGGCGAUCCCAGGGUGAGCCGCUCCAGGGCUUCUCCAAACUGGGGAGCACCGCUGCUGCCCGGACGUCUGUCUCCAGCAGCCGCGAGUGCAUGGUGUGCUUCGAGAGCGAGGUGAUCGCAGCGCUGGUGCCCUGCGGCCACAACCUCUUCUGCAUGGAGUGUGCCAUGCGUAUCUGCGAGAAGACCGAGCCGGAGUGCCCCGUGUGCCACGCUGCAGCCACUCAGGCCAUUAGAAUAUUUUCCUAAAGAGACAGAGCCAGGGUGGGGGGUGGGAGCGUGGGUAGGGGCCAUGGGGGGGAGGUCCCAGGAGAGAGAAGCGAUGGUAAUAAUAGUAAUUAAUAAUAAUAAUAAUAACGAGACCUGAAGAACAAACGAAGGAAAGAAUAAAUUAAUUUAAAGGAGAAGAAGUAAGGAAAAAAUUAAAAAAAAAAAAAGAAAAAAAAGGAAAUUAUUUUAGGAGCGAUGUAUGUUAUUUUUUACAAUAAAAAAACACUAAAGAGCAAAGAGGAGCCAAUGCAGAAUGGAAGCAAAGAGCGGAGCCAGAAAUCGGAGGGGGCGGAGGACGCUCCGCCAGGUGGCGCAUCUCAAAGGCAAAGCGCAUUUCAGCCACUUCCUUGGGGCUGGGACUGGGGCUCGGCAGCAUUGAGGACAUGGGGGGUCCCACCAACUCAUCAUCCCAGGGCCAAAUCCCCCACUGUCCUCCCUUUGCCAACCCCGGUGGACUCAGCUCAACUGGGAGCUCCGAAACGGAGAGAAAGAAAGAAAGAGAGAAAGAAAGAGAGGAAAACGGCCGUCGGGGAUUGGAAAAGAAAAAGGAGAAACAAAACGAAACAGGAAUAAUAAUAAUAAAAAGAAAAAAAAAAAAAAGAAACCACCGACCUCUGGGAUCCUGUUGAACGAGGGCACAACUGCAUUACCUCAACGAUGUGAACGAAAACACAAAACCGCAGCAGCUAAAGACAACGUUCCGUGUUUUCCGUUUUGGGUUGUUUGUUUGUUUUUCUUCUUUUCUUUUCCUUUUUUUUAUUAAUUUGAUGUUUUUCUAAAAAAAAACACAAAACAAAACAACAAAAAAAAAGAAAAAAGGGCAAAAUAAUAACAAUAAUAAUAAUAAACUACUAAUAAAAGAGUGAGAGCGAUGUCACGCCGGUGAUGCCGAAGAAGGGUGGGAAGGAGCUUUGGGCACUGCUGGGUCGAUCCGCGUCUUCUGAUCCUCUGAGCCACCGCGGAGCGCAGCCGUGCAGCUCCUCCUCCUCUUCCUCCUCCUCCUCCUCCAUGCAGGGACGGAUCCGUCCGGCGUUGCCGGCAUCGCUCACAGGGUAUUUCCAUACACGGUGCUUUCCUUUCCCUCCCCCCACGCCGGAACCGAAGGGAGACGAUGGCGCAUCCCGACGGUGAAGCAAAAAACAAACCACAAGAGCCGAAUGCAAAACUGGGUUUUACAGAGAUAUAAUUUUGUUGUUGUCGUUUUUAAGCCGGACCAAAAGUUUUGUUACCCGACGCCGAGUUGGGGGG
Coturnix japonica (Japanese quail) is the source of this 2743-nucleotide messenger RNA. The record is from RefSeq and is a predicted model, not a curated record. NCBI's taxonomy places the organism in Eukaryota, Metazoa, Chordata, Aves, Galliformes, Phasianidae.